Messenger RNA from Penaeus vannamei (Pacific white shrimp), 1850 nucleotides. The record is from RefSeq and is a predicted model, not a curated record. Lineage: Eukaryota; Metazoa; Arthropoda; Malacostraca; Decapoda; Penaeidae.
ACUUCACAGAUACAUGAACAUGAAUGACCUUGGGUUUGCAGUGAUUUGUUCAAGCAACAUGAAUCGCAGUAUGGAAGCUCAUGCCUUUCUCAGCAAGAAGGGCUUCAAUGUCAGAUCUUUUGGAACAGGAGACAAAGUGAAGCUUCCUGGACCUGCUCCUGAUAAACCAAACUGUUAUGAGUUUGGGACAUCUUACGAUGAUAUAUAUAAUGAUCUUAUAAGGAAAGAUAAAGCUCUUUACACACAAAAUGGACUGCUCCACAUGUUAGACAGAAAUCGACGAAUUAAACCUGAACCUGAGAGAUUUCAGCUGUGUAAAGACAAAUUUGAUAUCAUUAUCACAUGUGAAGAAAGAGUUUAUGACCAAGUAUUAGAGUCUCUCAGGGACAGAAGAUCUGGACAAUGACAUCGACGAGCUUCUGCAUGAGUUUGAAACAAAAUGUCAGAGGAAUGUCCUUCAUUGUGUACAGUUUUAUUGAUACACCAAAUUGGAAGUAGGGUACAUAUCCCUGAAGAUGGUCCAUUCCCAGUUAGUGAUUGUAUGUAAUGAAUGUUAAUGGAUCGUUGAUAUUGUUUGAGUAUGUGUAAAUUGCCUGUGAUGCUGCUGAUACAUUUUUUAGAAUGUUGAGUUGCAGUCUGGACUCACACUUGUUACAGAUACCAAGUAAGGUCUCUUGAGUCAACAGUCUGUGUGAAUAAAUUAAAUUUGUUUUGUAAGCUAGCAUCUUAAUAUUUUUACUUUGACCUUGGCCUUUGGUUGGAAUUGUUAAAUUGUUAAAAUAUUGUGAUUUGUGUCCAUAGAGAAAAGAACUCUUACAUGCUCUUACAGUAAGAAUAUAGGCAUUACUGAUAAUUCAGUUUUGUUUUUUGGUAUCAGAUUAUUUUAUAUCAAAGUAAAAGUGAUAAAGCAGGAUAGAGAAAAUGAUAAUAAACAUCAUGUAAAUCAGAUUUAAUUUCUCAAAAAUAAUAGGAUGGUAUAGUUGAAAAAUAGAUAGUAAGAUAGAAGACAUGAGAUUAUAACGAUGGCCCAUAUGACUUUAGUGCAUUUAGGUUUGACUUGUUAUUCCCAAUUUGCAUUUUCUGCUAAAUGUUUUUUGAGAUGCAUUAGACUAUUUCUUUACUGGAUAAAAUAUUGAAAUUGGUUUGACUGUCUUAUCAUUUAGUUAAUUCAGUAUUGAUAUUCAAUAGGUUACUUACAUAUUUUAGGUGGCUUUGUUGUAAUAGAUAGAUUUUGUUGUAAUGAUUGAUUUUACAUCUUUAGUAGAGUAUCAUUAACACUUUUUGCCAGGCUUUAGAAAUUAUCAGUAGAACAUAUUUGAGUGAUAACAUCCAAUUUUGUAUAAUGAAAAGGGUACUUAUUAACAAUUCUAGGCCCUGCUAUUUGUCAAUACUCUUUUUAUAACACAUGCAAGCUUUAAAUUUGCUUGACUUUAUGGAUUGCUGUUUUGGUUGUACAUUGUUUGGUUAUGGAGAGGGUACUUCCAAAUUCAUACUACUAAGCACAAUUUUAAUAUUUUAGAUAUUAUUAAACACAAGCAAUUCCUUAAAUCUGAUGAAAUAUAUACUGUUCUGUAUUUAAAAAAAAUUAAAUAGUCCUUGUAUGUAGAUUCUUGGAAAGAUUUGAUAAAGAAUAUUUUUUUUUUUAUUAUUAUUAUUAUUUAUUAUUUUGAUGUAUAUUAUAGUCAAGAACCUUUUUUUCUGGUCUACCAUUUUUUUUAUUAUUAUCCAUACAACUUUGAUUUGAUAUUUAGGAUGCUAUAGCUGAACUUAACAUGUAUGUUUAUUAUGUGUGUUGAACCAAGACCAAGGUGUAUAUUUGUCAUAUUAUAUGUGAAUUUUGCAAUUUGCAA